Molecule: messenger RNA, 1709 nt
Organism: Carlito syrichta (Philippine tarsier)
Lineage: Eukaryota; Metazoa; Chordata; Mammalia; Primates; Tarsiidae
Gene: HAUS7
Product: HAUS augmin like complex subunit 7
Exons: 14
Coding region: 1-1539 (512 amino acids)
Biological process (GO): centrosome cycle; spindle assembly
Cellular component (GO): HAUS complex
Molecular function (GO): microtubule minus-end binding
Source: RefSeq, a predicted model, not a curated record
AUGUGGGAGGGUCUCUCAGUGUACAUGUGCACGCUGCUAUCUGAGUUAGGACCGGAGACCACUAGAUCCUCCCUGAGCUCACAGUCAUGGCAGGCCCUCCUCUGUGAGGCCUACACUGGCAGCUCUGGAGUCCUCUGGACUUAUGGGACACCAGUAGCAUGUGCUCAGCCAGAAGACAUCCCCGCACUGGGAGAGGGACGCUCAAGUCCCAGUUCCGUUCUGCACCUAAGGCUCCCCUUCGUCCUGGGGACCAGGGUCCCCCAAGCUGUGGCCUGGAAGAACUCGACAAAUGCCGGGGCGCCCCCUCCUGGCCGCCGUCCAAUGGGAAAGCUCGGCAGGGAGGGGGUGGGCCAGAGCCGCUCCCGCCUUCCGGUUGACCCCGCCUCGCCCAUGCGCAGUCAGGGCGCGGGCGGGGCGCGGCUCCCAACGCGAAACAUGGCCGAUCAGGGCUCGGGUGUUGGCGGCGGAGUCUGUGAGGACGAGGGCGAUGACAGCGUGUUAAAGGCGGCUGUGGAGGUGUUCGGGAAGCUGAAGGACCUCAACUGCCCCUUCCUUGAGGGUCUGUAUAUUACAGGACCAGAGACAAUCCAGGAACUGCUGUGUAACCCCUCGAAGUACCGCUUGGAGGUCCUGGAAUGGAUGUGUAUACGAGCCUGUCCAUCCUUGGAGGACAAGUUCACCUCACUGAGUGGGGCCCCAGUAGAUGUGAAGAUCCAAGAGAUGGUGAGACUGGGCCAUGAGCUGAUGCUGUGCACACUGGAUGACCAGGCGCUCCUAAAGGGCAGUGCCUGCGCCUGGAAGCAGCUGCACUUCAUGGACCAGUUGUUAGACACAGCUCGGAGCCUGACCAUCGGAUGCUCCAACUGCCCAAGCCUGAAGGAGCACUUCGAGGACACCAGGGAGAAGAACAGGGCCUUGCUGGAGGAGCUCUUCUCCAGUCCACAGCUGCAGACACUGCUGACACCCGAGUGUGACCCGUGGGCCCUGGACAUGCAGCUCCUCCUGGACAAGCCGAAUGAUGACUGGCAGUGGGCCAGCCCCUCUGUCAAGUCCGAGGAGGAGAAGGUGGUAGAGCUGGCCAGGCAGUUGCAGGAGAGUGCUGCCAAGCUGCAGGCGCUCAGGGUUGAGUGCCUUGUACAGCACAAGCAGGGGGCCGCUGUGGGCACGGCCGACACUAGCACCCUAGACCAGAAGCUGCGCCUGGUCACCUCCGACUUCCACCAGCUCAUCCUGGCUUUCCUCCAAGUCUAUGACAACGAGCUGGGUGAGUGCUGCCAGCGCCCAGGCUCCAGCCUCCACCCGUGCGGUCCCAUCGUCCAGGCCGUGUACCAGACUCUGGCUUCCUGCAGCCAGGUGUUGAAAGCAGUCGAGGAAGUCACUGACACUUCUGGGAAAGCUAUGGAGAUGACGAAGAAGCAGCAGGGUGACCUGAUCUGCUGGGGUGGCAGCAGCUCCAUGAUGAGUCUAGCCACCAAAAUGGACGAACUGACACAGAAGUACAACGCCUUCACCAACAGCCUGCACAAAGGCGCAGGGUAGUCUGGGAGCAGGACAUCCUCCGGGAGGCUGAGCCCAAAGCGGCAGGAGGCCCAGCCGGGCAGGAGCAGCAGCCGCAGCCGCAGCCUCUGCGGGUCCGCCAGGCAGCAGCCCUCAUUGCAUCAGAAGGGCGGGGGAGUGUGACCUGGACACAGGAAACCUUGAGUCUGAAA